CCUAGGUUUGUUAGCAUCACUAUAUAAUGGAAGUGAAGCAGAAGUGGACACGUCUUCCGAUUCGCGCACGGCCGCAUCGCAAUCCCUUCGCUGAGAAUGACGACAGCCACCCUGACAACCCUAUUUCCUUUCAGGAAAACUUUCCGAAAUUCUUCCCCAACAUGCCGAAUCCUGUGGUGGAGUUUGUUGACGUUGGAUGUGCGUUUGGGGGAAUGCUCUUUGAACUCUCCACGCUCUUCCCGGAGGUUUGUAUGUUAGGGCUGGAGAUUCGCACGAAGGUGGCGGAAUUUGCACAGCAGAAAACGGAAACCCUUCGGACUUCCAAAGAUGCCACACAUCACUUUCGCAACGUAUGGUUUGAGCAACUCAACGUGAUGAAGUUUGGUUCAAACUGCUUUACGAAAGGCCAGCUCAGUAAGCUGUUCUUUUGCUAUCCUGAUCCACACUGGAAAAGGAAUAACAUUCGUCGGCGAAUUAUUUCUCCCGGGUUGGUGCAUGAAUACUGCUAUUGGCUGAGGAGUGGGGGGUUGUUAUACACCGUCUCCGACGUGGAGGAACUGGAGGCAUGGAUGGUGGAGUGCCUAGAUGCCUGCCCACUGCUCAAACGUCUAUCCGAUGAGGAGCUUAGCGACGAUGAAUCGCAGCGAAUCCUUAACAUUGCGAUAAAAACUAGUGAGGAUGGCCAACGAACACAACGGAAGGGCUUAAAACAUCAUUUUGCAGUGUAUAGACGCGUCUAAAAUCUGUUUGGUGAGCCUUGAGCACAGGAACCUUUCCAUAAGGGGAAGGGAAUCGCCGCGAUGGGGAUAAGUAAGCAAAUUUAGGUAUUAGGGGGCUGUAUAAUUCCACAGGUCCAUAAAUCUCUGCUUAAUGAAAUUCUCUCGCAAGAACGCCUCCAAGGACUUUGUUCCGAUUAAUUUCAUCGGUUAAGCCUUUUUGGGUUAUUUAAUACUUAAUUAGAUUUU
This is a messenger RNA of Phytomonas sp. Hart1, 965 nucleotides long. NCBI's taxonomy places the organism in Eukaryota, Euglenozoa, Kinetoplastea, Trypanosomatida, Trypanosomatidae. The record is from the annotation of a GenBank genome assembly.